This is a messenger RNA of Dermacentor silvarum, 1384 nucleotides long. It is a transcript of the gene fbp, whose product is annotated as fructose-1,6-bisphosphatase 1. Bases 343 to 1359 code for a protein of 338 amino acids. Gene Ontology annotation, molecular function: fructose 1,6-bisphosphate 1-phosphatase activity. The transcript has 7 exons. Gene Ontology annotation, cellular component: cytosol; cytoplasm. Gene Ontology annotation, biological process: sucrose biosynthetic process; fructose 6-phosphate metabolic process; gluconeogenesis. Lineage: Eukaryota; Metazoa; Arthropoda; Arachnida; Ixodida; Ixodidae. The record is from RefSeq and is a predicted model, not a curated record.
CACCGGGGUUGGCUUGUUCGGUGGGCGGUGUGCUCGAGCGUUGUCCACGCGUGCCUGCCCGCUCGUGUCCGCGGUCCAGGGUAGCGGCGACAAGGGGCAACUCCUCCACUGACAUCGGAGGAGGCAGGCGACAAGCGGGAAGUAGUUGGUGGCGUCCGAUUGCCUGCCGCUUUCGCCUAGCCCUUUCGCCGCUCUCUCGCCUCAGCCGCCACGCUGGCGACCUUCGGAACACCCCCUUGCCCGUUCGUUGCUGGGAGACGAGAUACACAGUCUACCGAGCGGCUCUCCACCGGGCCUCCCGCCAGCGAUAACGCGGCGAGAGCCGAGGACGCCGUCCGCAGCAUGGCUUCGCGACAAGCGAUCGACACGAAUACUAUGACGCUGACGAGGUUCGUCCUGGCCGAGCAGCGAAAGGUGCCCGGCGCCACGGGAGACCUGACGCAGCUCCUGAAUGCCAUCCAGACUGCCAUCAAGGCGGUCGCGGCAUGCGUGCGACGGGCCGGCAUCGCCCAGCUGUACGGCAUGGCGGGCAACACGAACGUCCAGGGCGAGGAGCAGAAGACGCUGGACGUGCUCAGCAACGACUUGUUCAUCAACCUGCUCAAGUCUUCGUACACCACCUGCCUCUUGGUCUCCGAGGAGAACGACACGGUGGUCGAAGUAGAGACCGAGAAGCAGGGCAAGUACGUGGUGUGCUUCGACCCUCUGGACGGAUCCUCCAACAUUGACUGCCUCGGGUCCAUUGGCUCCAUCUUUGCCAUCUUUCGUCGGACAAGCUCAGGACGACCAAACGCGAAAGAUGCAUUGCAGACGGGGCGGAACGCGGUGUGCGCGGGGUACGCAUUGUAUGGAAGCGCGACAAUGGUCGUCAUAAGCUUGGGCCAGGGGGUCAAUGGAUUCAUGCUGGACCCCGCAAUGGGCGAAUUCAUCCUCACGGAUCCCGACAUGAAGAUCAAGCCUCGCGGCAAGAUCUACAGCAUCAACGAAGGAUACGCCAGCGUGUGGGAUCCUGCAGUCACGGAGUACGUCCAGAAAAAGAAGUUCCCUCAGACUGGGAAGCCUUACGGCGCCCGCUACAUUGGUUCCAUGGUCGCCGAUGUCCACCGGACGCUCAAGUACGGCGGCAUAUUUAUGUACCCUGCUACCAAAGAUUCUCCAAGCGGAAAGCUUCGCUUGUUGUACGAGUGCAUCCCGAUGGCGUUCCUGAUCGAGCGGGCCGGCGGAAUAGCGCACUCCGGCAAGCAGCCCAUCCUGGACGUGCAGCCGGAGACGCUGCACGGUCGCUGUCCCAUCUUCCUCGGCUCCAAAGAAGACGUGCAGGAAGUGCUCGACCUAUACAAGAAGCACAAUCUGGCUUGAACGAAGCCCGCCCUCCUAAUCGCGG